Ustilaginoidea virens is the source of this 1500-nucleotide messenger RNA. RefSeq lists its product as uncharacterized. The record is from RefSeq and is a predicted model, not a curated record. Lineage: Eukaryota; Fungi; Ascomycota; Sordariomycetes; Hypocreales; Clavicipitaceae. Bases 1 to 1500 code for a protein of 499 amino acids. The transcript is spliced from 2 exons. Gene Ontology annotation, molecular function: succinate-semialdehyde dehydrogenase (NAD+) activity.
AUGGCCGACUUGAAGCUACCCUUCGCCCUGGCUGACGAGAGCCUCUGUCGGCCAGGCUGCCUCAUAAACGGCCAGGUCCUGGACGCAAAGUCGGGCAAGCGAUUCCACGUCAUCGACCCUGGAACCGGAACUCCCUGGAUCUCGUGCCCGGAUUGCAGCGGCCUGGACGUGGAUGCCGCAGUUCAGUCCAGCCACCAGGCGUUCCAGGAAUAUUCCAAGUGGACGCCCCGGCGGCGAGCGCAGUGCAUCUCCAAAUGGCACCAUCUGAUUGUCGCCGCCAGGCAAGACCUGGCCACGAUGCUGGUCUACGAGACGGGGAAGCCGCUGGCCGAAGCUCGCGCCGAGAUCGACUACGCCACAAGCUUCACCUGGUGGUUCGUCGGGGAGGCUGAGAGAGCCCACGGCCAUUGCAUCGUCUCCGCCGUCCCUGGUCGGAGAGCCGUCACCAUCAAGCAGCCCGUCGGCGUUGCUGCGGCCCUGGUCCCGUGGAACUUCCCCGUCGCCCUCGCCUUGCGCAAGAUGGCGGCAGCGCUGGCCGCGGGCUGCACCAUGGUCGUCAAGCCUUCCCCCGAGACGCCCAUCACGGCACUGGCCGUCUCCCACCUGGCUCUGCGAGCCGGGUUCCCCUCGGGGACACUCAACGUCGUCACCACAAGCCUGGACAACACGCCUGCCGUCGCAGAGGCUCUCUGUCUUCACCCUCUUGUCAGAACGGUGACCUUUACGGGCAGCACCAGGGUGGGCAAGAUCAUCUCCAGCCUAUGCGCGGCAAAUCUCAAGAAAUCCACCCUCGAGCUCGGCGGCAACUGUCCCUUUGUCGUGUUCGACGAUGCGAACCCCGACCAAGCACUGGAACAGCUCAUGGCCCUGAAAUGGCGCCACGCCGGCCAGGCCUGCAUCUCCGCCAACAGGCUCUAUCUGCAGCGCGGCAUGCACGACUCUUUCGUCGAAAGGCUGGCGUCCCGGACGGCCGGGCUCAAGGUCGGCCACGGCAUGGCCGGGGGAACCACCAUGGGCCCAGUCACCACGCCCCGAGGCCUGGACAAAGCCGAGGCCAUGGCUAAGGAUGCCUUGUCAAGGGGCGCCAAGCUGGUUCUCGGAACCGGCCUUCGUGCACACUCCGAGGGCGGCUACUUUUUGAACCCGACCAUCCUGGCCGGCGUGACCGACGACAUGCUCAUGAGCCAAGACGAAAUCUUCGCCCCACUGCUCGGCGUAUCUGUGUUCGACACGGAAGAUGAAGUCGUUGAGCGCGCAAACAACACCAGCAUGGGGCUGGCGAGCUAUGUGUUUACAAAGAAUGUCGACAGGCUGUGGAGGAUGUUUGAGAAGUUGGAGGCCGGCAUGAUUGGCUUGAACACGGGAAAUUCUUCGUCUGCAGAGGCGCCAUUUGGCGGUAUCAAGGAAAGCGGCUCCGGCAAGGAGAGCGGCAAGGACGUGGCCGUGGAAGAGUUUCUGAUUACGAAGAGCGGAACAUUGACCGUGGAAAAUCACUGGUAA